AUUUUUAAAAAAACAUGCGGAUGUCUAUAACUAUGUCUCGGAGUAUUACAUACAAUGAACAUGAAACUCGUUUUUAAAAAUUAUGUUCGCCACUAGUUACAAAGGAAAGCAUUAUCACGGACUUUUGCAUGAGUAAAGUUAAUUAACUCCUUCAUUCUUCAUUUUUAUGAAUCGUGAAACGUUGUCUCCCCUUCUCUGCAGACACCAUGUACGCUUUGCGAUGAGGGGGUCUCUCGCUCAACGUAUUGUGUGGUCAAGAUGUAUUGUACCUCACUACUCACAGACAAUCAACGAACAGUUCCUAGUUCCCAAGACUACGCGGCGCUUCCAUCGGGCUGCUUCACCGACCUUACAUCGAGUAUAGACUAGGUUGUGCAGACUUCACAUCAUCUAAGCUUUCGUCGGGGCUGUAACUGUUGUGCGCUCUUAUUUACUACUUGUGUGGGUUGUUAAACAAACCUCAUUUCCUCUACAAAGAAUGCAGUCUUCUACAGUUACCAAAAAAAGUGUAGCUUAUGGACAACAGACUGAAGAGAACCGUCGCAGGCAGGAGAGGUUAGUCAAAUAUGAGGAAAAGGAUGAGUUUUCGGACAUCGUUCUGGUGGUAGAGGGCAAGAGGCUUCAUGUAAAUAAAACUCUGCUAAUGAUGCAUUCACCUGAGUUCAAGACAAUGUUCACGGCCUACUUCAGAGAAAAGGACUUACAAGAGAUUCCACUUCCAGAAAAAAAAGUGGAUUUAGUGGUGGAACUUUUGGACCAAAUCUAUCCCGGGUACACUACUGACAAAUUUCACGAUGAAACUCUGCGUGACCUUCUUCAACUCGCCGAUGAGUAUGGUGUGCAGCAGGUCUUUCACAACUGCCGAGCAUACUUCGACAGACGCAUAAAUUGCAAGAAUAAAAGCAUGAAGAUUGAUGAAAUUUUACUCUUCCUUGGGAUAGUCGAAGAGUGGAGCAAAAAAUACAAUCAACUAAGUUUGAUUAGAUCGGCUCUAAUUGAACAAGCAAGUCAAGUAAGCACGCAUUCUUUGAAAACAAGCGAAUAUUAUUCUUCUGUACCUGCUACAGCUCAAAGAGACAUCCUCAUGCGUCGUCUUGAGGGAUUCGAAAUACUCAACUCUGAGUAAGACCUAGAGUUAAACAAUUGACUAGUAUGAUUGAAACUACUGAUGACUUUUCAUUGUAAUCCUUUGUGAUGAGCUUUUGUGUCAGACACAUCUUACAAACACCCACAUACGGUUUUCUGUGAAACAUUUAGGACGAUUCAGAGUUCUGUGAGUCCAUCUCAGGAUUCAUGACGAUUACUUUUGUAACAAGAUCAUAACAUAUAUCGAUCGAUUAUUAUUAAUAUUCAUUAACUUGAAUAGGUUUAACUGUUUAUAUGUGAGAUUAGUUUGAUGUUACACGGGGUACAAUUAAUCUCAUUAGACUUCAUGCCAGCAGUCUACACAAAAGUUAUAUCGGACAUUCCUAUGAUAAACGAUAGCACAUGUUGGACAAUAUUUUAUAUUAACUGAAACUAUUUUGAUAGUAAAUAUAUUUUGAAAUUUCAUCUAUAGAUUCUGUGUAACAUCAGUUUAUAGAUAAACAGAUUUUGCUCCAAGGAACUUACUCUUGCACAGCACACUACACUUAGUAAAUGAAUUUCUAGCCAAAUAUGUGUUCAUUUCUAUUUUUCCAAAAUGUUUUACUGCACAGUAUUUAGCAACAUUGAAUGCUCGAAUUGCCAACUAUUAUGUUGCACUAACACUAAAUCUUAAGGAAGACAGCCUUUAUAUGAGUAGUUUGUGUAGUGGAAGUGAUCAAAGCGAUGUGUAGCUAUGUCUGAGAGUAAUAUACCGCAAGUAACACAUAAGUAAGUUUACAUUUGUUUUCAUUCUCAUUCAUUCUAAUAGCAAAUAAAGGUGAAUACUUAAC
Molecule: messenger RNA, 1916 nt
Organism: Pomacea canaliculata
Lineage: Eukaryota; Metazoa; Mollusca; Gastropoda; Architaenioglossa; Ampullariidae
Product: BTB and MATH domain-containing protein 36-like
Exons: 3
Coding region: 479-1126 (215 amino acids)
Molecular function (GO): protein binding
Source: RefSeq, a predicted model, not a curated record